Messenger RNA from Aquila chrysaetos chrysaetos, 573 nucleotides. Its product is annotated as G2/mitotic-specific cyclin-B1-like. Gene Ontology annotation, molecular function: cyclin-dependent protein serine/threonine kinase regulator activity. Gene Ontology annotation, cellular component: mitochondrial matrix; nucleus; cytoplasm. NCBI's taxonomy places the organism in Eukaryota, Metazoa, Chordata, Aves, Accipitriformes, Accipitridae. Gene Ontology annotation, biological process: regulation of cyclin-dependent protein serine/threonine kinase activity; mitotic metaphase chromosome alignment; mitotic cell cycle phase transition. The record is from RefSeq and is a predicted model, not a curated record.
AUGGCCCUCAGAUUAUUAUCCAUUAUUGAUUUUUCAGACUGCAAAUAUGAAGAGAUGUAUCCCCCAGAAACUGGAGACUUUGCCUUUGUAACUGAUCACACUUACACAAAGUCCCAGAUCUGCCAGAUGGCGAUGAAGAUCCUGUGAGCACUACACUUUGAUCUGGGUCGCCCUCUCCCUCUACACUCCCUAAGGAGGGCUUCAAAGAUUGCAGAGGUAGACUUGGAACAGCACACUCUGGUCAAGUACCUGAUGGAGUUUUCCAUUGUCGACUAUAAAAUGGUUCACUUCCCUCCAUCCAAGACAACAGUUGCUGCUUCCUGUUUUGCUCUGAAAGUCCUCCAUGGAGGGGAGUGGACACCAACUCUGCAAUGCUAGUCUUGCACUGAGAGUGACCUUCUAGUUAUGCAGCUCAUGGCAAAGAACAUAACUCUUGUGAAUCAGGGCCUUACCAAGCACAUAAGAAUCAAGAACAAAUAUGCCAGCAGCAAAAAUGCCAAGAUAAGCGCCCUCACACAGCUGAACUCUGCUGUCAUACAGAAUGUAGCAAAACCUCUGGCCAAAGUGUUCUAA